UUCGGCUGCACAACACAGCAACAAAAGAAUGUCAGUGCUGGUUUGUACUUUUGCCCUUUCAACCACGUUCAUGAACCAAUUGUAUUACAGUUUAGUGAGAGGUGGAGACGGUGGGUCACACCGUAGUCUGUAAACAUGUCUUCGACAGAUGGUAGCAAUGGCCCGAACCAAGCCGCUCCUUUCCCAGUUGUCCCACCUUCAGGGAUGCCACCACCCUUUAUGGGACCGCCAGGAAUGCCGCCUCAUUUCCCGCCCAUGGGGAUGCCGCCGAUGGGACAGAGGCCUCCGAACAUGGCCCCCAUGCCGCCGGCGAUGAUCCCGCCCAUGAUGCCGCCGAUGGGCGGGCCUCCGAUGGGACAGAUGCCAGGCAUGAUGCCACCGAUGAUGCCCGGGAUGAUGAUGCCACCCCGCAUGCCAGCUGGGCCGAUGCAGCCGACGGGACCGCCUGGUGUAAGCCCAGUGGACACUUCUGCCACGGUGGCACCGGGAACAAUGCUCAGCACUCCGACUGGCGGCUCCCCUCAGGAUGACCAGCCUAAGAAGAAGUCGGUGUGGACGGAGCACAAGUCAUUGGAGGGGAAGACGUACUACUACAACACAGAGACCAAGCAGUCCACCUGGGAGAAGCCGGACGACCUGAAGUCCCCAGCAGAGCAACUGCUGUCAAAAUGUCCCUGGAAGGAAUAUAAAUCGGACACGGGAAAGCCGUACUACUACAACUCUCAAACCAAGGAGUCCCGCUGGACCAAACCUAAAGAGCUGGAAGAUCUAGAAGCUAUGAUAAAGGCUGAAGAGUCUGGGACACCUGAUCCAGCUGCAGCUGCUGUUGCUGCGGCGGCGGCUGCUGCUGCCGCCGCCGCCGCCGCCUCUGCUGCCGCCGCCGUUGCCACGGCCACCACGGUCACCGCCGCACCCACCGCGCAGCCGGAGGCCGUCGUCGCCAUGACGACGGCGUCCGAGGCGGAGACAGCCGCCCCGGCCGUCGCCGAGGAGCAGCUGACCCAAGCGCCCGUCCAGGUGGCCGAGGUCACGGCGGACACGCCCGUCAACUCCGCCGAGGACACGCCCAGCAUGGAGGCCCCGCCCGGGGAGGCCCCUAAGAAGGAGGAGCGGCCAGAGCUGGUGAAGAAGGUCUACAAGUGGAACACCAAGGAGGAGGCCAAGCAGGCCUUCAAGGAGCUCCUGAAGGAGAAGGGCGUGUCAUCCAAUGCCUCGUGGGAACAGGCCAUGAAAAUGAUCAUCAAUGACCCACGCUACAGCGCGCUACCUAAACUGAGCGAGAAGAAGCAGGCCUUCAACGCAUACAAGGUCCAGACGGAAAAGGAAGAGAAGGAGGAGGCCAGGAUUAAGUACAAGGAGUCCAAAGAGACCUAUCAGCGCUUCCUGGAGAACCACGAGAAGAUGACCUCCACCACCAGAUACAAGAAAGCAGAGCAGAUGUUCGGCGAGCUGGAGGUGUGGAGCAUCGUUCCUGAGCGGGACCGUCUGGAGAUCUACGAGGACGUCUUGUUUUACCUGGCCAAGAAGGAGAAGGAACAAGCCAAGCAGCUGAGGAAGAGGAACUGGGAAGCGCUGAAGAACAUUCUGGACAACAUGGCCAACGUGACGUACCGCACCACCUGGUCCGAGGCGCAGCAGUACCUGCUGGACAACCCCACGUUCGCCGAGGAUGAGGAGUUGCAGAAUAUGGACAAGGAGGACGCGCUGAUCUGCUUCGAGGAGCACAUCCGCACCCUGGAGAAGGAGGAGGAGGACGAGAAGCAGAAGUCCCUCCUGCGGGAGAGGCGCAGGCAUCGCAAGAACCGGGAGGCCUUCCAGAAAUUCCUGGACGAGCUGCACGACCACGGGCAGCUCCAUUCCAUGUCGGCCUGGAUGGAGAUGUACCCCACCAUCAGCUCCGACAUCCGCUUCGCCAACAUGCUGGGCCAGGCGGUUUAUGCCGACUCUUCUAUAGGCUCCACCCCUCUGGACCUGUUUAAGUUCUACGUGGAGGACCUGAAGGCGCGCUACCACGACGAGAAGAGAAUCAUCAAGGACAUCCUGAAGGAUAAGGGCCUCACUGUGGAGGUGAACACCGCUUUUGAGGAGUUUGGCACAGCGAUCAGCUCCGAUAAAAGAGCCACAACGCUGGACGCCGGCAACAUCAAGCUGGCCUUCAACAGCUUACUGGAGAAAGCCGAGGCGCGGGAGAGAGAGCGAGAGAAGGAGGAGGCCAGGAAGAUGAAGAGGAAAGAGGCCGCCUUCAAGAGCAUGCUGAAGCAGGCCACCCCGCCCCUCGAACCCGAGUCCACCUGGGAGGGAGUGCGGGAGAGAUUCCUGAAGGAAUCCGCCUUUGAGGACGUCACUCUGGAGUCGGAAAGGAAGAGGAUCUUCAAGGACUUCAUUCAUGUUUUGGAGCACGAGUGCCAACACCAUCAUUCUAAGAACAAGAAGCAUUCAAAGAAAUCCAAGAAACAUCACAGAAAGAGGUCCCGAUCUCGCUCGGGCUCCGAGUCUGAAGACGAUGACUACCACUCAAAGAAGAAGAAGCGGUCGCAGUCCAAGUCCCCGUCAGAGCGCUCCUCCAGCGGUGAAUCCGAGAGAAGCUACAAGAAAUCAAAGAAGCACAAGAAGAAGGCCAAGAAAAGGCGACACAAGUCGGCCUCCCCCGAGUCCGAGGGCGAGAGGGACAAGAAGGGCAGGGACCGCGACAGAGACCGGGAGAGGGAGAAGGAGAAGGAGCGGGAGAAGGAGAAGGAGAACGACCGGUCCAGGGGGAAACCUCGCUCCGAGUCCAAGCAGAAGUCUCCCAAGAGAAAGCCGGGGAAGGAGGAGGACGGCUGGGACACCUCGGGGAGCGAGCUGAGCGAGGGGGAGCUGGAGAAGAGGAGGAGGACCCUGCUGGAGCAGCUGGACGCGCCCUGAGACCCCCCCCUCCUCCCAGCCCCCUGGCGCGCACGCCCCCCCACCCCCCACAACCCCCCCGACGCCACACUGUCACACGUUCUGCAUUCCCAUGAUUUAGCGCUGUACCCUUCAGAGCGAGCUACGCGGAGCGCGCUAGCCAAUCCCUUGGCAAAGCAGAGGCCACCUUUAAACAGGAGCGCGCAGGACACGGGAAGUGCUCGCAUGCUUAGCGACGGCUACUUUUAAUGUCUCAGAGUCCAGAUGAACGUUAUUUUUGUUAUUCCUUUUUGUAUUAAAAAAAUUUAAAAAAAGAUAAAUAAAAUUCCCGGCGGCAGAGUUUUACGUAGUUGCGCGUUCGUUUCGAUUAGCGAAGGUUUGAGUGGACGCGCGCGUGUUCACGGGGAGCGCUGGGCGGCUGUGUCAAAGCUGCAGCGUCACCAGCGUCUUCAUAAACCCAGAACACACUGCUCCUUCACACUGGGGGGAGCGAGUGGUCUGCUCUUCUGCUCAAAAACACGACAGCUGGUUUCUUUUUUUUCCCCCUUCCAAUUGCAAGUGAAUAGCCUUUGUUGUAUUGAUGGCCUUUGCUCAUUGUAACUAAUGUCUGAAGCGAAUUCCUCCGGUUGUCUCAACUCUUGACGAUUCAGAUUCAGACAGAACAGAACUGAAGUCGAUGCUUAUUGAUUUAAAAGAUGUAAGGCUCGUGCUAUUUCAUUUUUCUUUUUAAACGAUAGUAUCCGCCGGACGCGAUUCCGACAGGAUUAAAAUGUGAGGAAACGCAUUUGGAUAUUUUUAUUUGUUGAUUUUUGCCCCCUUUGGAGAGCUUGUGCAUGUUAAUGUACAACCGUGUAGCUGCAGUCUGUCCAAAUAAAGAAUUCUGACUUCCUGUCUCACACUGAUAAAAAAAGGCACCCGUGUUCUGGGUGGAUGUUCUUUGUUGAUGUAAAUUUAAAAGCAACAUUGUGGAUAAUAAACUCCAGAUACCA
Messenger RNA from Anguilla rostrata (American eel), 3872 nucleotides. RefSeq names its product PRP40 pre-mRNA processing factor 40 homolog A (gene prpf40a). Gene Ontology annotation, molecular function: RNA binding; protein binding. The transcript is spliced from 27 exons. The record is from RefSeq and is a predicted model, not a curated record. Bases 136 to 2904 code for a protein of 922 amino acids. Gene Ontology annotation, cellular component: U2-type prespliceosome; U1 snRNP. Gene Ontology annotation, biological process: mRNA cis splicing, via spliceosome. Lineage: Eukaryota; Metazoa; Chordata; Actinopteri; Anguilliformes; Anguillidae.